AUGGGAAUCAAACAACUGUUCAAGUUCGUAUCGGAGAACGCCCCGAAGGCGGUGAGUGAGCAGAAGAUGGAGAACUACACUGGAAGAAGCUUAGCUGUGGAUGCCAGUAUGUGUCUGUAUCAGUUCGUCAUUGCAGUGCGUCUAGGAGGGGACAAUCAGCAUGCUAACCUUACCAAUGCGGCGGGAGAGGUGACCUCUCAUAUCUCGGGGAUGGUGACCAGGACGCUGAGGAUGAUGGAAGCUGGCAUAAAACCAGUGUAUGUGUUUGAUGGGAAACCACCUAGUCUGAAGACGGGUGAACUCGCUAAGAGAAGGGAGGUUAAAAAGAAGGCUGAGGAGGAUCUUAAGGAGGCUAUCGAAAAAGGUGAUGACGAGGGCAUCAGAAAAGCUGCCCAUCGGUCUACUCGAGUGACACCCCAGAUGAAUGCGGACGUGAAAAAGUUGCUGACGAUGAUGGGAUGCUGUAUUAUCGAGGCCCCUGAGGAGGCCGAGGCGACGUGUGCGGCUUUGGUGAGGUAUGGUAAGUGCUAUGGAGCUGUCACUGACGACAUGGACGUUCUCACUUUCGGCUCGCCCGUUCAAGUCAAGAACCUGUUCAACACGCUGGGUAGUGGCCAGCAAGGUUCUGCUGGGAAAACUACUAAGCCGGUUUAUGAGAUGUCGCUUUCGACUGUACUUGAGCAAUUGGACGUCAGCAUGGAUCAGUUCAUUGAUUUCUGCAUCAUGUGCGGGUGCGAUUAUCUGGACACUAUCAGAGGCAUCGGUCCUAACAACGCGUUCAAGUUGAUUGUAGAGCACAAGAGCAUUGAGGGCGUUCUUGACCAUAUUGAUAAGACCAAGUUCGCUGUGCCAGAGAGUUGGGCUGCAGGAGAUUAUAAGACGGUUAGAGAGUAUUUUCUCGAUGCCCCUGCAGUGGAGAGGGAGAAUAUGAACUUGAAUUGGCCGGUGCCGGAUUAUGAAGGACUGAAGAAGUUCCUAGUGGAUGAUAAUCAGUUCUCUGAAGAUCGAGUGGAGAAGUACAUUAGUAGGCUGAAGAAGUGCAAACAGGCGAAGACGCAGAUGCGGUUGGACACCUUUUUCAAGACUACGAAACCUGCGAUAAAGAAGGAGGAUAAAUUCGAUCCGUUCAAGAAAGAAACUAAAAAAAAUGGCGCGAGUACUGGUGGCAGGAAGAGAAGCAGCGUGUCGAUGAAGGGAUCGGCAGCGAAGAAGGUGAAGAAAUAA
Messenger RNA from Perkinsus marinus ATCC 50983, 1224 nucleotides. RefSeq names its product flap exonuclease, putative. The record is from RefSeq and is a predicted model, not a curated record. Gene Ontology annotation, molecular function: DNA binding; 5'-3' exonuclease activity; 5'-flap endonuclease activity. The transcript is spliced from 11 exons. Gene Ontology annotation, cellular component: nucleus. Lineage: Eukaryota; Perkinsozoa; Perkinsida; Perkinsidae. Bases 1 to 1224 code for a protein of 407 amino acids.